GAAAAACAUACAUAAAAAAUCUUAUCUUUUCUAAAUUCCAAAUUCCAAAUUUUUCAACUGAUUUCCUUUUUAACAUUGCAAAAACAGUAACAUGAGUAAAAGGCCUUUAGGUCCCGGACCCGGUGCUUACAUGCUGCCGCCGAAUGUUGGCUAUGAAAAUCAUGAUGCUCGUAAGCAACGUAUGCCACAGUACUCGUUUGGCACACGCUCAUACAAACACGAAAAACUGAUUGGCCCAGGACCGGGAGCCUAUAAGGUUGAUACCUUAACGCGUUAUGGCAUAAGUCGUGGAAAUCAAUUUACGAUACAGGGCAGAACAUAUGUGAAAGAAAAACGAUUUGGUCCAGGACCUGGUGCACAUGACGUACAUCUAAAGCCGUUCUUUAAGGGCACUGAUGCGCCAGCAUAUUCUAUGUCUUGGCGCAAUGCCUAUAACUUCAAGAGCUCUACACCUGGUCCCAAUGCAUAUGGUGUGGAUGUGUCACCAAUUAAACCGGGAUUUCCAGCAUACAGCAUGGGCAUGCGGUGUGGUAUAUCGGGUAAACAACAUUCACCUGGACCAGCUGCUUAUGGUGCUGGAAAUCUUUCGGUUAAACUACCACGUAGUCCUGAGUAUUCAAUUGCCGGACGAAAUCCUUACUAUUACAAACAAAUUGGCCCUGGUCCAAACUAUUACGAUCUAAUGUACUACCGUCCCGGCAAAUCUGGACAGGCUUACUCGUUCGGUAUACGGCACAAUGAGUUUGCGCCACCAAUGAUUGUUAAGUGUGAUAAUAUGUGAUUGCAAUAUUAGGAAGAAAUCAUAUUUCUUAUAUUUUGGUACUUACUUUGAAGAUAAAAGUUUCGAAAGUUCUACUAAAUUAUACAAUUGAUUAUAUAGAAAUAAUAAACUAAACCGAAAUAAGUUCUUGAA
This is a messenger RNA of Bactrocera latifrons, 913 nucleotides long. Its product is annotated as outer dense fiber protein 3-B. The record is from RefSeq and is a predicted model, not a curated record. Gene Ontology annotation, cellular component: cytoskeleton. The transcript is spliced from 4 exons. The coding region runs from base 92 to 781 and encodes 229 amino acids. NCBI's taxonomy places the organism in Eukaryota, Metazoa, Arthropoda, Insecta, Diptera, Tephritidae.